UUUCCGCAAUUUUUUUAUCAUGUACUAUACACAGGCCUUGUGUAGUAGUACAUAUGUAUAGUAUAUGGUCCUGUGCACGGUGUAUAAUAUACGUACACUGUGGUUCUAUGAUAUGAUCUAAGGACGCGACGCUUAAAAAAUCUUUGUUCACUGUGUUCAGUUCAGUGACGGAGAAACAGAACUUGUUUUUCCUAUUGAGUUACCGUAAAGUGAUAACACGAGAAACACUCGUGUAAUUUUCUCUGCAUUAUGUACAUCAAACAGGUGAUUAUCCAAGGAUUUAAAUCAUAUCGUGAACAGACAGUUGUAGAACCUUUCGAUCCAAGGCACAAUGUAGUAGUGGGCAGAAAUGGUUCUGGCAAGAGUAACUUCUUUUAUGCGAUUCAGUUCGUUUUGAGUGAUGAGUUUUCUCAUCUUAGACCAGAACAGAGACAGGCUUUAUUGCACGAGGGCACAGGACCAAGAGUUAUUUCAGCGCAUGUGGAAAUUAUAUUUGACAAUUCUGAUGGAAGACUGCCAAUUGAUAAAGAAGAAAUAUAUUUGAGGAGAGUGAUUGGCUCAAAGAAGGACCAAUAUUUCCUUAAUAAGAGAAUAGUAACUAGAAAUGAUGUAAUGAAUUUGUUGGAGUCUGCAGGAUUUUCAAGAUCAAAUCCGUAUUAUAUCGUAAAGCAAGGAAAGAUAAAUCAAAUGGCAACGGCACCUGAUUCUCAGAGACUUAAAUUAUUGAGAGAAGUAGCUGGUACUAGAGUAUAUGAUGACAGAAGGGAAGAAUCAAAAUUUAUUUUAAAAGAAACAGAAGGAAAAUUGGAAAAAAUUCAAGACUUCUUACGAACAAUAGAGGAACGUUUAAAGACAUUGGAAGAAGAGAAAGAAGAACUCAAGGAGUAUCAAUGCUGGGAUAAACAACGUCGUUGUUUAGAAUACACUAUACAUGAACGAGAGCUGAAAGAGAAUAAAAGAAAGUUGGAAGAGCUUGAGAAAUCCAGAGCAAAUAGCGGAGCUGAACAAGCGCGUUUAGGGGCGGAAGCAAAAACUGCACAAGAAAUGGUUAGGGCUGCAACAAAACGUCUCAAAGAAGCAAAGAAAGAAGUGCAGACUGCGAAAGAAGAAAGAGAUACACUCAGUGCUGAACAACAACAGCUACUGAAAGAAAAAACCAAAUUAACAUUAACUAUUAAUGAUUUGCUGGAGGAGGUAAAAGGAGAUAAUGACAGUAGAAAGCGUGCCCAACAAGAGUUAGAAAAAUUGAAAGGAAAUAUCGCAGGACGAGAAGCUGAAUUAGAGGAACUCAAACCAGAAUAUGAGGAAAUGAAGCGAGUGGAAGAGGAAUGCACCCGUGAGUUACAAUUGAAAGAGCAGAAGCGGAAAGAAUUGUAUGCAAAACAGGGGCGUGGCAGUCAAUUCACUAGCAGGGAUGAGAGAGACAAAUGGAUACAAAAUGAACUUAAACAACUUACCAAACAAAUUAAGGAUAAAGAAGAACAUCAGAGAAAGAUUAGUGAGGAUUUAAAAAAAGAUGCAGAGAAGCAAGUUAUUUUAGAGAAAAAGAUCGACGAGCAUACACGUGAAAUGGAACAACAACGAGUAUCUAUAGAUGAACAUAAUAAGCAAUACUAUGAACUAACUAAAGCAAAGGACCAAUGUCAAGCCACACGAAAAGAACAGUAUCGACAAGAGAGCGUGUUACAACUUAAUUUGUCAGGGCUCAAAGAAGACUUGGCUAAGGCGGAUCAAAGUUUGCGGUCCAUGGCUGGAAAGCCUAUUCUAAACGGACGAGAUAGCGUGCGAAAAGUGCUGGAUACGUUUCGAACACGUAAAGAAAUGGCCCACGAAGUGAGUAGUUAUUACGGGCCUGUAAUAGAGAACUUCAGUUGCGAGAAGAAUUUUUAUAUGGCUGUGGAGGUGACAGCUGGAAAUCGAUUGUUCCAUCAUAUCGUGGAAACAGAUAAAUUCGGAACGAAAAUCUUGAAAGAGAUGAAUAAUCAACGCCUUCCGGGAGAGGUCACAUUUAUGCCUUUGAACCGUCUACACGUAAAAGAUAUAGACUAUCCAAAAACUGGCGAUGCUAUGCCUAUGAUAUCAAAAUUAGAGUACGAUGAGAAGUACGAUAAAGCUUUGAGGUAUAUUUUUGGAAAAACAUUAAUCUGCCGUAACUUAGAGACUGCGACAAAUUUGGCCCGUACGUCUGGAUUGGACUGCGUUACUCUGGAGGGUGACCAAGUAUCGUCGAAGGGAUCAUUAACGGGUGGAUACUUUAAUACGCUAAGGUCACGUUUAGAAAUACAAAAGACCAGAUCAGAGUUAAUGGCGCAAAUUUCGUCCCUCGAAUCUCAAUUGACCACCCUUAAAGACGAGAUUAGAAAAGCAGAUCAGAAUAUUAGUUCUUAUGUUAGCGAAAUGCAGAGAACUGAAACCAAAAACAGCAAAGCAAAAGAUGUGUAUGAUAAAAUGAAAGCGGAAAUACGACUCAUGAAGGAAGAACUGAGUGCGAUCGGAAGAUACCGUACGCCAAAAGAAAGAAGCCUUGCUCAGUGCACAUCAAGUUUGGAAGCCAUGCGCGCAACGAAAGAAGGUUUGGAAAGCGAACUGCAUCAAGAACUCAUGGCACAAUUGUCUGUUGCUGACCAGCGCCAGGUAGAUACAUUGAAUGACGAUAUAAGACGUCUAACAAAAGACAAUAAAGAAGCAUUCGCGAAGCGUAUGAGGCUAGAAGCUGAGAAAAAUAAGUUGGAGAACCUGUUGACCAAUAACUUAGUAAGAAGGAAAGACGAAUUAGUUCAAGCUUUGCAAGAAAUAUCGGUGGAAGAUAGGCAACGACAAUUGGAAUCCUCGAAAGCACAGUUAGCAGAUAUCGAGAAGAGACUGCUAAAAGUGAAUUCUGACUUUAAGUCUCAGAACGAACGAGUAACCAAUGCUAUAAAAAAGCAAAAGGCAGAGUCAUCGGAAGUUGAGAAGUGGAAGAUUAAAGAAAAAGAGGCACAGGAAGAGAUAGAAGCUGAUGCUAAGAAUUUGGAAAAGUUGGCCAGCAAACUGAACAUUUUAGAACAGAAAAUAGUGGAAUGUACGCAGAAAAUCACAGAACUUGGAGCAUUGCCUAGUCACGAAGUGUACUCUCAAUUCAGCGCAAUGUCUACAAAGCAGUUGUUUAAAGAAAUGGAGAAAGCAAACAAUCAUUUAAAGAAAUACAGUCAUGUAAAUAAAAAAGCGUUGGAUCAGUUCAUGUCGUUCAGUGAUCAGAAGGAGAAAUUGGUGAAAAGGAAAGAAGAAUUAGAUAGAGGCGAUGAAAAAAUUAAAGAAUUGAUGUCGGUAUUGGAACAACGUAAAUGCGAAGCUAUACAAUUCACCUUUAAACAAGUAAGCAAAUAUUUCAGCGAGGUUUUCAAAAAACUUGUUCCAUCGGGACACGCACAAUUAGUUAUGAAAACAGCCGAUGGUGAAGAAGGAGAUGACACAACAACAGAAUCAGCCGAUUCUGACAGGUUUAUUGGAGUUGGUAUACGAGUUUCUUUCACCGGUCAUAGAGCUGAAAUGAGAGAAAUGAACCAAUUGUCUGGUGGACAAAAGUCACUAGUAGCGCUGGCAUUAAUAUUCGCGAUUCAAAAAUGCGAUCCAGCACCGUUUUAUUUGUUCGAUGAAAUCGAUCAAGCUUUGGAUGCACAACACAGGAAAGCUGUAGCGGAUAUGAUUCACGAGCUUAGUUCUGAUGCCCAAUUUAUCACGACAACAUUUAGGCCUGAAUUAUUGCAACAUGCGAACAAAUUUUAUGGCGUCAAAUUCAGGAAUAAAGUAUCUCACGUUGUAUGCGUAACGCGAGAAGAAGCAGCCGAUUUUGUAGAGGAUGACACAACGCAUGGUUAAUCUAGCUUAUGGAUUAUUAACUGCACUGCGGAUCUUUAUGUAAAUACCUAUUUUCAUAAGAUGUAUUAUACAAAUAAGGAAGUAUUAUUAUUAUUAAUUAAAAAAAUAUUAAUAAUUUUUGUUCAUAUGCAUGUUUUCUAUAUACUAAAAGAUUGGGUGUACCAUAAAUGCAUAAAGGUUCGCAGUCUAUUUAUAAUGGAUCAUCAGUCCAGAAAUUAUUUUUUUGAAAGUUGACCAUUCUUGCUGAUGAGCUACUCUUUAUUUCUUCAUGAUAAUUGCAUACAAUCGCUAUAUAAUUUGACAUUUCAUCGGUCAUGCAUUAUGAAAGGGAAAUCGUUGGAUAAAUCAAGACGUAGCUAUGUAAAUAAUUUACUAGUGGUGUAAGCGGAUCAAGAAAAUUUUUAUUUUAUUAACGGCUAUGUAAAAGUUUAUAUUUGUUUUUUCUAUUGUAUUUAAACACGUGUAACAAUACAUACGUCAUUUUUAACUGAUGGACUUUAUUCUCACGUUGUAUUUACAUCAAUGAGAAGUACAUAAAAAUGUGAAAAAUUAUAGGGAGAAUGAAAAAUUUAA
Megalopta genalis is the source of this 4431-nucleotide messenger RNA. It is a transcript of the gene SMC3, whose product is annotated as structural maintenance of chromosomes 3. Gene Ontology annotation, molecular function: ATP hydrolysis activity; protein binding; ATP binding. Gene Ontology annotation, biological process: chromosome organization. NCBI's taxonomy places the organism in Eukaryota, Metazoa, Arthropoda, Insecta, Hymenoptera, Halictidae. Gene Ontology annotation, cellular component: chromosome. The record is from RefSeq and is a predicted model, not a curated record.